Penicillium brevicompactum is the source of this 1389-nucleotide messenger RNA. Its product is annotated as NAD(P)/FAD-dependent oxidoreductase. Gene Ontology annotation, molecular function: oxidoreductase activity. NCBI's taxonomy places the organism in Eukaryota, Fungi, Ascomycota, Eurotiomycetes, Eurotiales, Aspergillaceae. The transcript has 4 exons. The coding region runs from base 1 to 1389 and encodes 462 amino acids. Gene Ontology annotation, cellular component: cytoplasm. The record is from RefSeq and is a predicted model, not a curated record.
AUGAGUUCGAAGGCUACUCCCGUCCCAAAUGGGAUGACAUCAUUCUGGCGAACGGAGCCUCAUGCCCUGGAUAGCCACCGGUCUACCGAAUUACUGCCCGAUGAGUGCGAUAUUGUUAUUGUGGGUGCUGGAUACGCGGGCGCCUCGGUCGCAUAUAAUAUCCUCAACCAAACAAGUCCUGGGUCAACUCCUCCUUCGAUUGUGAUUUUAGAGGCUCGGCAGGCUUGUUCUGGGGCCACUGGUCGGAACGGGGGUCAUAUGAAGCCAGAUGUCUACAACGGAAUCGUUGGGUUGGCAGCCGAUCAUGGUAUUGAGGCCGCUGCAGAAGUGGCUGCAUUCGAAGCCAAACAUGUCACAUAUCUGAAGGAGUUCAUCGAUCGGGAAAAGAUCGACUGUGAAUAUGUUGUCACAAAAGCUGUUGAUGUUCAAUUGUCUCAGGAUCAUUUCAACAAGCUCAAAAAUGGAUAUGAGGGACUGAUAAAGAACGGGUGUAGGCCAACGGCUAAUGCAACAUGUAUUGAUACGCCUGAUGCUGAAAAGUUCACGGGAGUCAAGGGCGCAAAAGGCUGUUUUACUUAUGAAGCCGGUCAUAUCUGGCCGUACAAAUUUGUGCUGCAUCUAUUGGAACAUGCUCUCGCCCGAGGCGUCAAUCUUCAAACCCAUACUCCGGUCACUAAAAUUUCGCAUUCUUCUGAAGCGAGUCAAAGCCAUCGCUGGACUGUGAGCACCGCACGGGACUCAAUAUCGGCCAGAAAGGUGGUUCUUGCAACGAACGGGUAUACUUCCGCUCUGGCUCCUCAGUAUAAGGAGAAGAUUGUUCCAGUUCGGGGAACCUGCAGCCGUAUCAUUGUCCCACCUGGUACUUCAGCUCCUCGUCUCACCAAAACUUACACUCUUCGCUGGAACAAUUGGAAUUACGACUAUCUUAUUCCUCGUGCAGAUGGCAGUAUUGUCGUCGGCGGUGCGCGGCCAGCUUUCAUUAACGAUUUGAAUAGCUGGUACAACGUUACCGAUGAUAGUCAAGUACUUGAGCCUGCUAUCAGAUACUGGGACAACUACAUGCAACGCAAUUUUGCUGGAUGGGAGCAAAGCCAUGCGUACACUGACCGUGUCUGGACUGGUAUAAUGGGAUAUUCUUCCGAUGGACUACCACAUGUUGGCCUGGUUCCAGGAGAAGACGGACAAUACAUAAUUGCCGGAUUCACUGGACACGGAAUGCCGCAAAUAUUUCUCGCGGCUGAGGGUGUGGCAAAGAUGAUAGUCAACGACGUUGGCUUCAGUCAGACUCAACUACCGCGGCUGUUUGAAUCUACCUUGUCCAGACUUGAGAGCCCCCAUAGUCAGAUAUUGACCAGUACGCCAGAGGGGAAAGUACAAGCCCGACUGUGA